AUGCAGACUUCUGCUCUAAUUCCAAGCGCCAAUGGAACUGGAACAAUUGUGGCCGGAAUCAACUGCGAUACAAUUGAAUAUGUACAAAGAUAUUCUCCGAUUGUACUCACACAAAUUGCACAGGUACUAAAGCAAUUUCAGUAGCUCACUAGUAUCCAUUGUUUCAGUUCCUUUUCGCAUAUACUUCCGCCUCGCUAAUCAUUGGCGCGCGAGCAAUUCAACAGCAAGCUUACUUCCAUCCAAACGUGAAAGUUCUUCUGAAGACGUAUCACGCCGCAGUUCUGAUGUAUGGCUUUGCAUUGGGCACCGCUCAGGUAUUCAUUCAAAUACAAUGUGCUGAUGACGUGGCUUUUUCCAGAUAUAUCACAUCUUGACGGCUCUUUCCUAUGAGAAUUGCGAACUUCUUAUCUCCUGCCGGUUGUGUUUUGGUUUUCGGCUAAUUAUUACCACAUGCGUGAUAAGUAGGCUAUUCGAAUUGUGUCUAACACUAUUUGGAUUACUGUACUUUCAGUGUUCUCACUUUUGCUCUUUGCAAUUACGGUCGAGCGUACUGUCGCCACACGGAACUUGGGCAGAGGUUACGAGAAUCAGAGAGGAUCUCUGGGUCGACUACUUUCGUUUCUUGUUGUAAGCUCUACUAAACACUGGACCACUGUCUACUGUAAUCCAAACCUUUCCAGGUGACAUUUUCCGUGUUCUAUUCAAUGUGGUAUCAUUGGAUAGACAUUUACGACAGAACUUGUACUCAUUGCGUCUACGAUAAGCACAUCAUGGUCCCGACGGAAUUGAUGAACGUACUCACCGUUCUGAGCAUGCUUUCCCUGCUCUACACAAUACUUAUUCUCUUGUUCAACAAAUGCAAACUCAGAAAGUAGGUCAAAGUGUGUAGGUGCGAAAUUGGCAGUCUAAGUUUUUCAGGAAGUCCUACUCGCUGGCUAUUGAAUUCCAAAUCAAUCAGAACUUGCGGGUGUUACAUUUAAUACUCCCAUUGUCAUUUUUGACUUUUUUGGCUUUUUGCUGGUAUACUGCAUCUCCGUAUUACAUCGAUUUAUCAUUAGAUUCGGAGGUGGAAAUCAGACAAUUUCACGAAAUGGUUCAGAAUGUGAGAAGCUGGGGAGUUUUCACCGGAAAUGGUCAAAACGUUUAAGGUCUUUCCCGUGUACACUCUCCUCGUGUCGUCUCUCUGGUUGGCGAUGAUGUACAUGGAGAAGAAGAAAAAGCGGAUCGGAUCGAUGCUGCCGGAGCUAAGAAAAGACGAAAAGGACCUUUAUUUCCAAACGCUCAACGAUCAAUGGUCCCGAGUUCCUUCUCAAAAACCAGGACGUCUUCAGAUUCUCAGUGUGUUCUCCGUGCCCAGCAGCUCGCUUACUUCUUAA
This is a messenger RNA of Caenorhabditis sp. 36 PRJEB53466, 1376 nucleotides long. NCBI's taxonomy places the organism in Eukaryota, Metazoa, Nematoda, Chromadorea, Rhabditida, Rhabditidae. The record is from the annotation of a GenBank genome assembly.